CUUCGAUUAUUCGUCGCCCAUCAACGAGCCUACUCGCCCUCUCAUCACCUAAUACCGCUCCCCUUUCUACCAGUAGCCCAUUUGAGCGCUCGUCACAAUGGGUGGUCAGCUGUCCAAGAUGAUGGGCAAGAUCUUCGGAUCUAAGGAGAUGCGCCUGCUCAUGCUCGGACUCGACGCCGCCGGCAAGACCACCAUUCUGUACAAGCUGAAGCUCGGCCAGGACGUCACCACGAUCCCCACUGUCGGUUUCAACGUCGAGACGGUUACCUACAAGAAUGUCAAGUUCAACGUCUGGGAUGUCGGCGGCCAGGACAAGAUCCGCCCCCUCUGGAGACACUACUUUAGCGGCACUCAGGGUCUUAUUUUUGUCAUCGACUCGUCAGACCGUGCACGCAUUGAGGAGGCCAGGUCAGAACUGCACCGUAUUAUCAACGACCGCGAGAUGAAGGACAGUCUAUUGCUCGUUUUCGCCAACAAGCAGGAUCUCCAGGAUGCCAUGAAACCGCACGAGGUCACCGAGGCUCUGCAGCUCUCCAAGCUGAAAGACAAGGUCUGGUACGUGGUGCCCAGCUGUGCCACCACCGGCGAGGGUCUCCUGGAAGGCCUUGCUUGGCUUUCCAAUAACGUCAAGGCGCCGCCAGCGCCCGCCAAGAAGUAAAGAGUGAGAAGGGAUUGCGCUGGGAACAUGCGACCACCGACAUGUAUCACCAUGGGACGACGGAUGGUCCGAGAAGUGCAUUCGACUCCCCGUUGACGAAAUUGAUUCCUUGCUUCACCAACUUCUCGUAUGUCAUUUCGGGGAGCCCUUUUUGCCC
Messenger RNA from Sodiomyces alkalinus F11, 815 nucleotides. Its product is annotated as ADP-ribosylation factor 6. Gene Ontology annotation, molecular function: GTP binding; GTPase activity. The record is from RefSeq and is a predicted model, not a curated record. The transcript is spliced from 3 exons. Gene Ontology annotation, cellular component: cytoplasm. Gene Ontology annotation, biological process: vesicle-mediated transport; intracellular protein transport. The coding region runs from base 98 to 658 and encodes 186 amino acids. Lineage: Eukaryota; Fungi; Ascomycota; Sordariomycetes; Glomerellales; Plectosphaerellaceae.